AUGUCGACCCCUACCGCCAAAGUGAGUCCAACAUAUGAAUCUACAUCCGCAACAUACCAAGCCGAACGUUGUCCCCCUCCCCCCCCCCCCGCUUACCCUUACUCCUUCCCACCCCAGUUGUGGUUACGAUGCGAGACGAAGGAGUUCGAGCACCGCGCGUGCCUGACCCCGACGACGGCGAAGCAACUCAUGGAUGCGGGGUUCCAGAUCACGGUUGAGGAGGAUCCGCAGAGGAUCUUUGAGGAUGCUGAAUAUGAAAAGUACGUUGGUUUGAUUGAACGUGGGGGGAGAAAAGUGGGGAGGACGACCUUAUCUUCCGGCUACGUGCUCCGUACUUUAUCGUCGUUUCUGGGACUCGGGACAUCAGCAGCUGAUCACUCUACACGACUCCCACUCAGGGUCGGCUGCAAGAUGGUCAAACCCAACACGUGGCCUUCCGCUCCUCAAGACGAGAUCAUCAUCGGUCUCAAAGAGUUGCCACCUAACGAUAACUCCGCUUUACCGCACACGCACAUCAUGUUCGCUCAUUGUUACAAGUCGCAAGCGGGUUGGAUCGACGUUCUCCAUCGUUGGGAUCGAGCUCAACCGACGACCGGUAUGCUGUACGAUCUCGAAUUCUUACAAGACGAACGAGGUCGUCGCGUCGCCGCUUUUGGUUAUCAUGCUGGUUUCGCCGGCGCGGCCGUUGGAGCUUUGGCUUUGGUCGAACAGAUCAACGAAAAGAGGUUGGGUCAGAUCGAACCUUGUCCCAAUGAGAAGCAGUUGAUCGAACACGUCAAGACGCAGUUGGAGCAAGUCAAGAAAUCGUUGGCAAGGCCGGUGAAGGCGUUGGUCAUUGGGGCUUUGGGGAGGUGUGGAAGGGGUGCGGUCGAUUUCUUCUUGGCCGCUGGUUUGAACAGGUGAGCAAAACACAAACCAUUCCGAUUCCCUGGACAGAUGUGAUGGCCAACACCCUUUCCAUGGCCUCUACAGCGAGGACGUUAUCAAGUGGGACAUGGCCGAGACGGCCAAAGGUGGACCGUUCGACGAGAUUCUAGAAGGUGAGGGGGCCUAAACCCUAAAACUACACUCCUAUAAAACUGUCCAACCUGAGCUUCACUCCCUUUUUUCUAACCCCCCAGUCGACAUCUUUGUGAACUGCAUCUACCUCUCGCACAAGAUCCCUUCGUUCGUUUCGCGCGAUUCGAUCGCCGCCUUCAAAGGUGAUCGUCAAUUGCGUUGCGUGGUCGAUGUUUCAUGCGAUACUACGAACCCCAAUAACCCGAUCCCGAUCUACGACAUCAAUACGACGUUCGAUAAGCCCACGGUCGAUGUAGAAGGGUCAGUCCUACGGGGAAGGGAUCUCCUUUUGAUCGGAACGCAUUUGAGAGUGCGCCAUCAUGCUAACUUUCCAGCCCCCCUUCCACUCGAAAGGAUCACCUCCGGCCCUACCCUAACCGUCGUCUCGAUCGACCACCUCCCUACUCUCCUUCCCCGAGAAGCGUCCGAAGCGUUCUCAAAGGACCUACUACCUUCACUCUUAACGCUCCCCCAAGCGAUCGAGGAACGUAAGCAACGUGGUCUGGGACGAAGCAUCAAGCUUUCGCAAGUGGGUACCGGUCCCGAGAGGGUUUGGAAGGAAGCUGAGGCGUUGUUUUGGGCCAAGUUGGAGGAGAGUAGACUCGCGGCGAAGGUAUGA
Molecule: messenger RNA, 1678 nt
Organism: Microbotryum saponariae
Lineage: Eukaryota; Fungi; Basidiomycota; Microbotryomycetes; Microbotryales; Microbotryaceae
Source: the annotation of a GenBank genome assembly